UAGUAACUUAUUAUACCGCGAGGCGGACGAUGACCUUACCGGAUUUACGUGUACAUACAGUAUCUUAAGAAACAAUUGUGUAUUCUUUAUAUUUAGAAAAGUAAUUACUUACUCCAAUAAUUAUUUUUUAUGAAACCCACUAUUGUAAUCAUGAUUUUAAAAUAUUUUUUGUGCUAUUUUAUACUCCAAAAUAAAAUAAUUUAGUGAACGAAUUUAUUUAUAAGUAUUUGAUGCGCAGAUAAGCAAUGCGCAAGUCUUGUUAUGCUCAACUAGCUAAGGGGCGAUCGGAGACGGACGAAUGAUCUCUGAGCAUGGCGUGGAGCUUGGUCAAGUAAACAACUUAUGUGUAUCAUUAUAUAAAAAUCUAAACUUGUAUCAAAUAGUUAACUUUUAUAUCUGAAAAACAUCAUCACAUAGUAACAUUUUCGAAACAUGAGAUUUAUGUUCAAUGUGAAAGGAAUCAUGUGCAUAUCUUUUUUGAAGUGAAUUGUUUUUUUUUGCCUUUUAUUGUUCGACUUAGUGAGAUUGUGACGUCAAAUUUUGGAGUACGGCGUGCCAUGUUUCGACAUUAGAAAAUUUCCACCACAAGGCAGCCAUCACGAUUAUUCUGGACAGAAAUGUUUUGAGCAUCGAGUGACUAUUCGAUUUACCAACUAUAAAGCUACUUUAAUAAUAAACGAAGAAUGUCGAUGCAACAUCUCUGAUAAAAUAGUGACUAACAACUGACAACAAAUUCAAAUUAAUCUUUCUUUUUGUCAAGGUUUAUGUCAAGUGAAAUGACUACAAUUGAUGGCAUAUCUUUAACACUAUACCUUUAAAAGCAUGGUUAAAUUAUGCUGUUGGAAGUAUUAUUUCUCACAACAAAAAAUAUAUCAUUCAUAGAUAAUGUUUACAUUAGAUUGCCUGCCAUCAAGUUAUUGCGUACAUGUCAUUUCGACCAUCUCAAAAAUAGAUGGUACCAUUAUUAAAAAAUGACGAUAACUAUUUGAUUAACCAAAAAAAAAGGCAAAUUUUGAAAUCACACGUCAUCAUCUUAUCAUUCUAGAGUAAAUUAUUAACUACAAAAAAAGAGAAAAGAAAUAUAAAAUAGAAAACAUGUUAGGUUGUCCAAACUGUUUGAGCUACUUAAGGUUGUCAACAACUUCUUCGACAGCUGAACGUGAGUCAUGUCAACUAUGUGAUCGCCUUCACAACAAUACUGAAAAUGAUAUGGUUGUUCAUAAAAAUAAAUUAAGAUUGAAUAAAAGAUGUGAAAUCAAUACUGACUGGAAAAGAGAUAAAGAGAUAUUGAUCACUCGUCAAUAUGGAAUGAAACCAGUGUAUAACUGUCGAAUGACAAAUAAUGCUUUGAGUGUUGUGCGAUGGAGUUCUGAAAGUAGAACAUUUUUUUGGUUUAAGUUAAUUUGGAUAGUUAUCAUUUUAUUUCCAAUUGUUACUGCCAGUUUCACCGAAAAACCUCUACAAACAACACAUUCUUUCGAUGGAGAUGUGUGCCAAAGCAUAGACAUAAGAAAUAGUGUGACUCAAUUUUCAAGACUGAAAGGCUGUCGAGUAGUAGAAGGUUUCGUACAAAUAUUAUUAAUUGACCACGCAGAUGAUUCAGCCUAUGCUAACCUCACAUUUCCGGAUUUGAUAGAAAUUACAGGUUACCUUUUAUUAUACAGAGUGAACGGCUUACGAAGUAUUGGCCAACUUUUUCCCAAUUUAACCGUUAUCCGUGGUCAUUCGCUCUUCAUAAAUUAUGCACUGGUGGCUUUCGAAAUGAUGCACCUACAAGAAGUUGGCCUAUACUCACUUACUGAUAUAUUACGAGGUUCUGUACGUUUUGAAAAAAAUCCAAUGCUCUGCUAUGUUGAUACUAUUGAUUGGGAUAUUAUCGCUAAAGCUGGGAAUGGAGAACAUGUUAUUGCGGAUAACAAGCUCAAGAAUUUAUGUCCUGUGUGCGAAAAACACUGUCCAACUCGUUUAACAAAGCUAGAUGAUAAUUUAUGUUGGAAUGGACAAAAUUGUCAAAAAAUUUGUAAAUGUGGUCAUCGUGCUUGCAAUCCGUCCAACGAAUGCUGUCAUCCCCUAUGUUUAGGAGGAUGUACUGGUCUAACAGCAUUAGAUUGUAACAUAUGCAGAGAUGUAAUUUUACCUGAUAACAAAUGUGCGAAACAGUGUCCAGAAAAUAUGUAUGAAUUUUUAAAUCGUCGAUGUAUAGAUGAACAUAAAUGUCGGAAAAUGAAAAAGCCUUUGGAAUCAUUCGGAAACGUACGGGAUUAUCCAUAUAAACCUUUUAAAAAUAGUUGCGUGAUUGAAUGUCCAGCAGGUUAUAUGGAUGAUGAAAGUGAUGGUAAAGCUUCAUGUAAAGAAUGUGACCGUGCUUGUUCAAAAGUAUGCUCUGGAGCAAGUGUUGAUAGCAUUGCUUCUGCUCAAAAACUUCGUGGUUGUACUCGUAUCGAAGGUAGUUUGGAGAUACAAAUAAAAGGUGGCAAACACAUGGUGAAAGAACUGGAAGAUAAUUUAAACAUGAUAGAAAUAAUUGAUGGCUACUUAAAAAUUGUACGAAGUUUCCCUCUGAUAUCUUUAAACUUUUUAAAAAAUUUAAAAUUGAUUAAUGGUUCUCAAUUAGAAAACGAUAAAUAUACAUUAGCAGUUCUUGAUAAUCAAAACCUUCAAGAGUUAUGGGACUGGGAUACUCAUCCACCUAUUACUAUAAAAUCUAAAGAUGGACCUGCCAAAGUAUUUUUUCAUUUUAAUCCAAAGUUGUGUCUUCAAAAAAUAGAAAAAUUACGAGAAGUUGCUAAACUCUCUCGAUUUACAGAUUUAGAAGUUGCACCAAAUAGUAACGGUGAUAAAGUAGCUUGUAACGUAACUGAAUUAAAAGUAUCUGUAACUAAAAAAACUGCUGAAGCAGCACUUAUAGAGUGGAAAGCAUUUGAACAUCAUGAUCCGAGAUCAUUAUUAGGUUACGUUGUUUAUUUUAUAGAAGCACCCCAUCAAAAUGUUACAAUGUACGAUAGUCGUGAUGCAUGUGGAGGAGACGGUUGGAGAGUAGAUGAUGUUGCUCCAGAAUCGUCAAACGAAUCAUCAAAUCUUAUUAUUACUGCUUUACUCACUCAAUUAAAGCCAUACACUCAAUAUGCAUUUUACGUUAAAACUUAUACCAUCGCCACGGAAAGAUCAGGUGCUCAGAGUAAAGUACAAUAUUUUACAACUUUACCUGGUGAACCAAGUCAACCUAGAUCUUUCUCUGUUUGGAGUAAUUCUAGCAGUGAAUUAGUCAUGUCUUGGCUUCCACCACUUCGAAGUAACGGAAAUUUAACAUAUUAUAGAAUUAUUGGCAAACAAGAAGUAUAUGAUCCUAAUCUUCUUGCGAAACGAGAUUACUGCGAUAAACCUUUGCAAUUUCCGGAUAAAAAACCUAUAUCUGAGAUAGCUGAAGAGGAACGAAAACGUGCAGAAGCCGAAAAAGAACGUAAUAAGCCUGAUUUAUCUUCUUGUGAAUGUGCUGAUAAAGAAUCAACUCAAUCAGAAAGAGAAAAAGAAGUGUCAGGUUCGAUUGCUUUUGAAGAUGCAUUACACAAUCAGGUUUAUGUUAAAAGAGUUGGCAGCAAUAGUAGACGUAGACGAGAUAUAACUGUUAUUAAACCGAGUGAUCUUGAAUACUUACGAAAGAACGAAACAAUCAUUAACACUGAUCAGACGCUUAAUCUAAUACCCAGUUCUGAACAAUCAUUCGUAAUGCGAAAUUUAGAGCAUUUCGCUACUUAUAAUAUAGAGCUUCAAGCUUGUCGAGAAGCUGUUCCUGAUGAUGUAAGCGAAAAAUGUUCCACAAAAGUGAUACAAAACUCUCGAACUUUACCAUUUGAGCAUGCAGACGAUAUUCCGUUGGGAUCACUGAAAUUACAAAAGAUCUAUGAUCGCACUAACACUAGUCGUCCAGCAGUGAAAUUACAGUGGGAAGAACCAAAAAGACCUAACGGAUUGAUUGUUGCCUAUCAAAUUGAAUACAAACGAGUAGGAAUGCCAGAUAUUCAGCCAAUUGUAGUUUGUAUAAGUAGUCAAAGAUUUCGCAACGACAGUAAUUCUUGUAUCACUAAAGAUUUGCCGGCUGGUAAUUAUUCCGUAAAAGUUCGGGCUACAAGUUUAGCAGGAAGUGGUGCCGACUCAGAAGUACUUUACGUAUAUAUUGAGGAAGAUAGUUCAAAAGACAAAUUUGGGAUUAUUUUCUGGUCAGUGUUCUUCAUCGUUCUCAUUGCAGCAAUUUUUAUUGGAAUGUAUCUGUGUAAACGUAAGCUUAUGCGAAAUGUACCGAGUAGAAGACUGAUAGCGACCGUGAAUCCAGAAUAUGUCAGCACUGCUUACGUACCUGAUGAAUGGGAAGUACCAAGAAAGAAAAUUCGUUUAUCUCGAGAGCUAGGGAAUGGUUCUUUUGGUAUGGUUUAUGAAGGUAUUGCUAAAGAUAUUAGUAAGUUAAAACCUGAAAUAAGAUGUGCCGUCAAAACUGUUAAUGAAAAUGCAACCGAUCGUGAACGCAUAGAAUUUUUAAAUGAGGCUUCGGUAAUGAAAGCUUUCAACACCCAUCAUGUUGUUCGGCUACUUGGUGUUGUAUCUCGAGGUCAACCUCCUUAUGUCAUCAUGGAAUUAAUGGUAAAUGGUGAUCUCAAAACUUAUUUACGAAGUCAUCGACCCGAUCAGUGUGAGAAUAUGUCAAGACAACCUCCUACACUCAAACGAAUAAUACGAAUGGCAGCUGAAAUUGCCGAUGGAAUGGCUUAUCUUUCAGCAAAGAAAUUUGUACACAGAGAUUUGGCAGCUCGCAAUUGUAUGGUAGCAGAAGAUCUGACCGUAAAAAUAGGUGAUUUUGGAAUGACUAGAGAUAUAUAUGAAACAGAUUACUAUCGAAAAGGUACAAAAGGUCUUCUGCCGGUUCGCUGGAUGGCACCUGAGAGUUUAAAAGACGGAGUAUUUACUAGUUAUUCAGAUGUCUGGAGUUAUGGAAUAGUUUUAUGGGAAAUGGUAACACUUGCAUCUCAACCAUAUCAAGGAUUAUCGAAUGAUCAAGUAUUACGUUAUGUAAUUGAUGGAGGUGUAAUGGAACGUCCAGAAAAUUGUCCUGAUUCUCUUUAUCGAUUAAUGCGAGGAACAUGGAAUCAAAAAGCUGUACGAAGGCCUACAUUUAUUCAUAUUACUGCUAUGCUUUUGAAAGAAGCAUCUUUAGAAGGUUUCGAAACUGUCAGCUUUUAUCACAGCCCGGAAGGAAUUGAAGCUCGUAAUCAAAACAACUCUCUUUCACCACUCAAUGAUAACGAUUUUGAAAUGGCUUCGUUAGAGGAUUUAAGAGAAGACGAACAAGAAGGAGAUGAAGGUCUACCACUGCGUGAAGAUUUUGGGGAUUUCGCAAGUGUUGAACCAAGUUGUUUUAAAAAUAGUACAGAUUCAAGAUAUGAUUUAAAACCAUACGAUGAUAACCCUGGAAUUCCUGCGAGCUUCCACGAUCUAAACUCUUCAAAGAUGCCUCUUAAAGCUGGUUUUGACGAUUUUGAUGGUGUGUCAGUAGGGUCUUUUUGCUCGAGUAAAGAUACAUUGAAUUUUCCAUUUGUGGAAGAAAGCCUUAAAUCAGUUAAAAACUCCCCGUCCAUAAAGAACAAUAGUACGACUCGACAAAAUGUAAGUCCAUUGUCAAGUAAAAAUUCUUUGAGUCCUCAAAACAAAAAAAAUCAACUCAUUUUACGAAGUCACGUGCGAAAUAAAUCGAUCCAAAAUAUUAAGGAUAUGGAUUACGAAAAUCAAAGCACUGAACUUGUAUCAAAUGCUGAAAUGCAAGAUAUUAAUUCCACUCAAUUAGAAUAUCCGUCAUUAGAUAAUGUAGAUGUCACUGUUUCAGUUCAAGAAGCGGAACAACAAUCUCAGACUGAUUAUUUAGAUAAAAAUGAAAGUCUGAAUAAUGGAUACAUUAGUGGAACAACUACGUAGUUUACAAAGUAACUUGUGGUGCGUAAAGAAAUUUACUGUUUGUUAAUGAAAUAGAAGCUACAUAUACGAAGCUUGUUAAUAUAAAACUAUAAAAUUAUGAAAUCGGUAACAGCAUGAAUGGUUUAUAAUUGAAAAAGCUUUUUAAUAAUGAAUAUAUUAAAAUUUUAAAAAGCUUUAAGACUUUAUGUACACUACAGUGUAUAUAUCUGUAAAUGAAUAAUAUUACAUUAACGUUUUUUAAUUGAUUAAUCGUAUUUAAGAAGUCGCUAUUCUAGAACUUUUUUUGCUUGCGUCGAAUAAAUAAUGCAAUAGUAUCGUACUGUCGACAACGCUCAUUAACAAAGUUGCAGCUACCAUCAUUUAUAUUAACGUUAUUCAAUUUUUAUGCUCGAUUUACUGCAUAUCGGACUCACACACAGAU
Messenger RNA from Cotesia glomerata, 6382 nucleotides. RefSeq names its product insulin-like receptor (gene InR-2). Lineage: Eukaryota; Metazoa; Arthropoda; Insecta; Hymenoptera; Braconidae. Gene Ontology annotation, cellular component: insulin receptor complex; axon; membrane. The record is from RefSeq and is a predicted model, not a curated record. Gene Ontology annotation, molecular function: ATP binding; insulin receptor activity; insulin receptor substrate binding. The transcript has 11 exons. Gene Ontology annotation, biological process: glucose homeostasis; cell surface receptor protein tyrosine kinase signaling pathway; multicellular organism development. The coding region runs from base 1096 to 5961 and encodes 1621 amino acids.